AUGCAGUGCGAUUGGUUAGCCAACCUCCUCUCCAGCCGCGCAACUGACUUCAUCUUGGGUGCUGCUACUGCAGGAACCGAAGGCAUAAUCCCUUUCACGAAGCCAGAUAGCCGUUCACCUCUCAACGUCAAACUCCUCGGUCCUUUCCGCCAGAUUAACACCAUGAGACCCACUCCUGUACUCCUCGGGAUGUUGCUUUCUGGCACUGCCAUCUCAACACCAUCCCCGACCGGUGCAACACCCUGCGAACCGAUGUCUGAUAUUGAAUCAAGCACCAGCGGACCUUAUUCACAGCAGAGUGCGGACCUCUUCCUCAGGAGAUGCUUUUCUGCAUCACGUCCUGCAUCAUUUUUCGAAGAGGGGCUGCUCGAGGAUUGGCUGCUGAAGGAGAUUUAG
Messenger RNA from Colletotrichum lupini, 396 nucleotides. RefSeq lists its product as uncharacterized. The record is from RefSeq and is a predicted model, not a curated record. Bases 1 to 396 code for a protein of 131 amino acids. The transcript is spliced from 3 exons. NCBI's taxonomy places the organism in Eukaryota, Fungi, Ascomycota, Sordariomycetes, Glomerellales, Glomerellaceae.